UGACGUCACGGUAGGCGGAGCUUAGAGGGCUGGCUGUGAAGAAGGAGACGGAUGAGUUUGUUGUUGUUGUUUAUCUGGUUUAGCGGAGAUUUUACUCACCACUGCCGCCUCUGAACGAGCGCUAACUCCGGGGGAACCAUCACCACCAGACCCGCUGAGGAACCGGAACCGGGACUCUCCUCUGAAACCCGCAGCGUCGAGCGGAACCUGCCCGGACACGGCCAACAUGAAGUGGAUGUUCAAAGAGGAUCACUCCCUGGAACAUCGCUGCUUAGAGUCGACCAAGAUCCGCAGCAAGUACCCGGACCGGGUCCCGGUCAUCGUGGAGAAGGUGUCGGGCUCCCAGAUCGUGGACAUCGAUAAGAGGAAGUACCUGGUGCCGUCCGACAUCACGGUGGCCCAGUUCAUGUGGAUCAUCAGGAAACGCAUCCAGCUGCCGUCGGAGAAGGCCAUCUUCCUGUUUGUGGACAAGACCGUCCCUCAGUCCAGCAUCACGAUGGGGCAGCUGUACGAUAAGGAGAAAGACGAGGACGGCUUCCUGUAUGUGGCGUACAGCGGAGAGAACACCUUCGGCUUCUAGGGACCGGGCCGGAGUCCGACUCGGUUCCGGUGCCGCCGGCCCUGUGAGGGAGUGAUCCUGCCUGAGCGUCUGUUGUCCACCUUUCUACAGAUUCACCUUCAUUGUGGUGCCGUUUCAAUCACUUUGGGUUUGAUGCUGUUGUUUUUUAGAUCCUGUUUGAUUUUCUCUUCUUGCGUUUUUUAAGUGACGAGUUUGAAUGAAGUUUGUUUUAAUGCUUUUGUUUUUCUUUUAAUUUAAUAAAAUCAAAAUGAAUUUUAAGUUAAAUGCGUGAGGGUGAGGUAGCUGGAUGACCUAACCAAUAAAAGAUGAAAACUGAA
Molecule: messenger RNA, 897 nt
Organism: Gambusia affinis (western mosquitofish)
Lineage: Eukaryota; Metazoa; Chordata; Actinopteri; Cyprinodontiformes; Poeciliidae
Product: gamma-aminobutyric acid receptor-associated protein-like 2
Exons: 4
Coding region: 227-580 (117 amino acids)
Biological process (GO): autophagy of mitochondrion; autophagosome assembly; cellular response to nitrogen starvation
Cellular component (GO): autophagosome membrane; autophagosome; cytosol
Molecular function (GO): ubiquitin protein ligase binding
Source: RefSeq, a predicted model, not a curated record